Messenger RNA from Entrophospora candida, 579 nucleotides. The record is from the annotation of a GenBank genome assembly. Lineage: Eukaryota; Fungi; Glomeromycota; Glomeromycetes; Entrophosporales; Entrophosporaceae.
AUGCAAACAAUUAAAUGUGUGAUUGUAGGAGAUGGUGCUGUUGGAAAAACUUGCAUGUUGGUUAGCUAUACUACAAAUGCUUUUCCAGGAGAAUAUAUACCAACAGUAUUUGAUAAUUUUACAGCAAAUGUAAUGGUGGAUGGAAAACCAAUUAGCAUGGCACUUUGGGAUACAGCUGGACAAGAAGAUUAUGAUAGAUUAAGGCCACUUUCAUAUCCACAAACUGAUGUUUUCCUGAUUUGUUUCUCACUGGUUAGUCCAUCUUCAUUAGAUAAUGUAAAAAACAAGUGGGUUCCAGAGAUUAUUCAUCACGCCCCAAACGUUCCAUUUUUACUAGUGGGCACUAAGUUUGAUCUUCGUGAUGAUAAAGCCACGAUAUUAAAAUUACGUCAAAAAAAUCAAGCUCCAAUUUCUUUUGCAGAAGGACUUCAAAUGGCAAAAGACAUUGGUGCAGCAAAAUAUGUAGAAUGUUCGGCACUGACACAAAUGGGGUUAAAAUCGGUAUUUGAUGAAGCAAUAAGAGCAGUCCUUACUCCUAUCUUGAUUAAAAAAUAUAGGCGUAAAUGUAUAAUAUUAUGA